Molecule: messenger RNA, 1310 nt
Organism: Scleropages formosus (Asian bonytongue)
Lineage: Eukaryota; Metazoa; Chordata; Actinopteri; Osteoglossiformes; Osteoglossidae
Gene: irf1a
Product: interferon regulatory factor 1a
Exons: 9
Coding region: 114-956 (280 amino acids)
Biological process (GO): regulation of transcription by RNA polymerase II; immune system process
Cellular component (GO): nucleus
Molecular function (GO): RNA polymerase II cis-regulatory region sequence-specific DNA binding; DNA-binding transcription factor activity, RNA polymerase II-specific
Source: RefSeq, a predicted model, not a curated record
GUACGAGGAAAAGUCAGUAACGCACCUCUGAUGAGAAGACACGUCUCCAUUCUGAGGGAUCACUGUUGACAGUGGCUACGUGACACCUGUUGACCGCUGGGGUGCGAGUGUCCAUGCUGGGUCAGAUGCAUCAGGGCCGAAUGAGACUGCGACCUUGGUUGGAGGAGCAGAUCCGCUCAGGAAAGUACCCUGGUGUGACAUGGCUUGAUGAGACAGCGGGCGUCUUCCAGAUCCCGUGGAAACACGCGGCCCGUCACGGAUGGAAUAUAGACAAGGACGCCACUCUGUUCCGAAACUGGGCAAUGCACACAGGCAGGUACAAACCUGGCAUCGACAAGCCUGACCCCAAGACAUGGAAAGCCAACUUCCGAUGUGCCCUGAACUCGCUCCCAGAUGUGAAAGAGCUUCAUGACCGGAGCACCAAGAAAGGAAACAACGCAUUUAGGGUCUACAUGCUGCUGCCGUCUGUUAAGACUCCCAAGCGAAGAAAAGGACUUAGAGAGCUCGACCUCGACGUGAAAUAUUCCGGAAGUGGGCUUUUCUCUUACUCGGAUACAGUUCAGUCAGGAAUGUGCCCCCCGCUGGAACCCUUUUCAGACACGUUCUGUAGAUACAGGGAGGGCGAGGCUGGGUACAGUCCCGGGUUCCGGUGCCACAGGGACAGUCACUCGAGUCCCAUCACAAUGGACGGCAGCCAGGACUACUUCCUCACACAGCUGCCCCUCCACUCAGAUCUAAGCGGAAACAUGCACAGUCCUGCAGCCGGUAAUGAGCACGCUCAGGCCGUACUCAAGAUAGUGGAACACCUGAAAAACACAGAUCACUGGAAUCAGUCAAAUGACACCACCAAAGGCUGGACCGGCGUUUACGGGGAUGGAAUGGACCACAGCGGACCUUUUCAAACAGACUACCACAUCUAUGGUGGGCAGCAAAGGCCUUUUUUCCAAAGUCAUUAGGAAGCAGGUCAAGCCACAGCGUUAUAAACAAUGGAUGCUGUAGGUAGAUGCAAGAGUCAAGAACCCCAGAAUCCAAGAUCUUCUUAAUCCAUCCAGUGCAAUAUAUAUCAUAUCUACCUUCCACUAUGUGGAAUAGCAAAGUCCACAGUGGGACGCAGGGGGACCAAAAACUAUGGUGCUCUUUGACAAACAUUUGUCAGACUUCCUUUGGUAGACUGUGCCAGGACUAUGGAGCAACCUAAAGGAACAUUAGAGCAUGUCAAUACGUGUCCAUAAUGAAACCAGAUGUUCAGUAGCUACUGUAGAAUGGAUGACAUUUGUAUAAUGCGACGAAGGAAAAGUAUUAUGCUACAA